AUGUGUGAGAAGUUACCAUCUGAAGUUUUGCGGCAUGUCUUCAAAAUUAUCUAUGAAGAUGGAAUAAAUGACCGAGCAGAAAUGUUGGAGGAUCUUUACACAUGUAUUCAAGUCAACAAGCGUUGGUGCGUGACGGCAAUGCCAAUUCUUUGGUCAAAUAUCAUCCCAUCCCCAAGUGUCAUAAACACAUUUAUGUCCUUUUUUACAUCGGAAGAACGAAAAGAAUUAGGUUCAAAAGGUGUCCCAUUCCAUAACAUUCCUAAUAAAACAUUUAUGACAUUUUGUUAUCCUUCUUUUCUCCGUGUUCUCAAUUUACAAGAAUUCACCUCUGCAAUAUUUAAUUGGUGUCUUCAAGAGUGCCCUCAACCAAUUGCAAUUCCUUACAACGCCUUGUUGCGAGGUCUUUUCGUGAUACUUGCGAGUCAUUGCAAGACCCUGCAGCAACUCCACAUGGAUCGGAGAUUGUACAUUGAUAAUAUGCAUCAUGAGCUGUGGCUGUUGUUACAAGACAAGACCACUCGAGGUUUGAUCUCUCCUGUGAGAAAGCUUUGUCUCGAUGUCAGAAAGAUCAUCAACGAGGAUUGCUUGAAACUAUUGUGCGAGAAUGUUCGCUAUGUGAGGGUUCUUAGAGUGGACAUGACAAUAAAUCAACAUUAUUGGAGUUGGGAUCUUCAAGUUGCCCGACUGAUCUCCUCGCAAAAAUCCCUCACGUCCUUCACAAUGAAGCGGGGAAAGUGCUCAAAUGCUAUCAUUUCGGCGCUUGAACAACACUCGCAAACCUUGAGGCUGAUUCAUUUUCGCCGAGUUGAUUUCUCAAAGUGCAAUUCGAUUAAUACACUGAAAUACGACUGUAAAAAUUUAGAAGUUUUGAUCAUGUACGGGUGCAAGCAUUUAUCUGAAAAUGUGCGCGAAGAGAUAAGCGAAGCAAAUUUCCCUAAAUUGGUUGAACUUGACAUUGAAGGGACGGAUUGUGGUGAGGGAUUGGUUUCAAAGAGCAGAAGUAGUGUGAAUAGGAAAGAAAAUCUAGAAAUCAAGUUUUAUUGA
Messenger RNA from Acaulospora morrowiae, 1044 nucleotides. Lineage: Eukaryota; Fungi; Glomeromycota; Glomeromycetes; Diversisporales; Acaulosporaceae. The record is from the annotation of a GenBank genome assembly.